GUAUGUGGAGAUUUGCUUCUAGGUUAGCAAUUUUUUAAGGAAAUGAUUGCGCAGUUAAAAUUUCCCUGUCGAUAAUUUAAGGCCUUCCCUUUUGAACAGUUAUAAGUAGGUUUUGUAAGUAUAUUUGAAGUCAAUAACUAAGGUGUUUGGCCACUAAUGUCCUUUUUUCUCGUAUUUUUAUUACAGGUCGUACUUUGUGAAGAUUGGGCGUCGAGGACUUUGAACUAAGUGUAUGAAGACAAAUAUCAAAAACAUCAAAUAUUUUUUUCUGCUCAAGUAAUGGACAUUUGAUUACUAUUUUUGCCUCCAUCUUGUUUAAGAAGAUAAAAUUAGUGUAGGUCUCACAAAACCCGCCCAAUAUAAGCUAAAGCAAAUUUUUUCAAACAUCCAUUUUGCUUUGUUGAAUGAAGUCAUGAUAGUUUAUUCUCCAAAACUGUUGUAACAGAUCGUUGCUGUAAAGCACAAUUAAUUAUUCCUGAGACGCUGAAAGGAGAGGUAUUUAUAAAAUGGCCAUAGAAGGUGUGGAUCCUAGGGAGGUGCUGAAGGGUGUGGAGGCUAUGCUUGGUAAGGAGGGAGAACUUCGCAGUCUCGAAGGAGUCGCCACGAUUGUCAGCCUAAUGAAAGCUUCCCAUAAGAUGGUUAGCAGAUGCAUGUACCUAAACAUCUUGCUUCAGACCAAAUCCCACGACAUACUCAACAGGUUUAUCCGUCUUGGGGGAUACAAGCUGCUUAAUGGCUGGUUGACCUACGCCAAAACCACGAGUAACACCCCUCUGCUGCAGCUCAUCCUGCUCACCCUGCAGAAACUGCCCCUCACUGUUGACAACCUCAAGCAGAACAACACUGCUAAGCUGGUCAAGCAGUUGAGUAAGAGUGGAGAGACUGAAGAGCUCAGGAAGUUAGCGUCUGUGUUGGUGGAUGGCUGGAUGGCCAUCAUUCGCUCUCAGAGCGUCGCUGCUUCCGGUGGCUCAGCUUCAGCAGACAAAAAGAAAAAGAAAGAUGAGAGCAAAGUGCGUAGUGUCGAGGUGAAGGUGGGAGAUGGAGGCAAGGCCCCCGAGGAGGAGAAGAAGCGGGAGACGCCCAAAGCCCACGCCCCCAGCCAUGCUAAGAUUCGAUCUACUGGGUUAGAGGUGGAAACUCCCACUCCAGUCCUGAUCAAGAAGGCUCCCGCUAUGCCCCAGCUGGGAGACAAGUACAACAUUAAGCCAGCUGUUCUCAAGAGGCCCAGUGUUAUCUCAAUUGACAACCCCCCAGUGGAGAAGAAGUACAAGCCUCUCAACAUGACACCCAAUUCCACCAAAGAAAUCAAAGUCAAGAUCAUUCCUGCUCAGCCGAUGGAGUGUACAGGCUUCCUGGAUGCUCUGAAUUCAGCUCCAGUACCUGGAAUCAAAAUCAAGAAGAAGAAGAAGGCUGCAUCUCCGACAUCAAACAAGCCUUGUCCUUUUGACAGCAAACCCGGUGCUUAUCCUUCCCAAGCAAAACCGUCGUCUCCCAAUGCUCUAGCUUCCCACACGCCCCCCCACGAAACCGUGGACCUGGAGCAGCCUGGAACGCCGAUUCCCCAUGAGGAGACAGAAGCCAUGGAUACCGCGGAUAAACACAAUGCCCUAUCAGAGCCUCGCGGCGAGGAGGAAAGUCAGCUAACCAAGAAAGGCAAGAAGAAGAAAAGCGUACGCUGGGCUGAGGAAGACCAGCUGAAGGAAUACUUCUUUUUUGACCUGGAUGAGACAGAAAGAGUCAACGUCAACAAGAUCAAGGACUUUGGAGAAGCCGCACGGCGGGAGCUGAUGAUGGACAGGCAGACGUUUGAGAAGGCCCGGCGACUCUCCCAUGAUACCAUGGAGGAGAGGGUACCCUGGGUUCCUCCUCAACCCCUGAUGCCGUCUGGCUGCCUGGUCACCCCAGGAGCCAAUAGUACUGAGAAGCACACCCAGAAGGAGCGAGAGAUGGGCAUCCUGCAGGAGAUCUUCCUGAGCAAAGAGAGCGUUCCUGAUUGCCCACAUGAACCAGACCCUGAGCCCUAUGAGCCCACACCUCCCCGCCUCAUACCUCUGGAUGAGGACUCUUCCUCUGUGGACGAUGGCUAUAUGGAGCCGAUGGACACCUCUCCCCAGCCCAGUUCUGCUGCUGCGUCCACCGAGGGCUCCAAACUUCCCCCUGUCCUGGCUAACCUGAUGGGCAGCCUGGGCAACAGUGGGCGCAGCCCCCAGACUCAAGCCACUCCCAGCAACACCAGCGCCCCCACUGUCAAUGUACAGGAACUGCUCACCUCCAUCAUGGGUGCGCAGAGCAGUCAGUCUCCGGAGGACCUGAUCAAGCAGCCUGAUUUCUCUGACAAGAUCAAGCAGCUGAUAGGCUCCCUGCAGCAGACCCAGAACCAGCCCCCUCCCGCUGGACCCCCCCCAGUGAGCACCGGCCUGCUGGGCCACAGCCCCAGCAUGAACAUGAACCACAGCAUGAACAUGCCGAUGCCCAUGAAUGGCGGCUACCCCCCCAACAAGCCGCCCUCUGGGCCUCACUACAACCAUCCUCCGCCUCCCCAUGGCCACGGCCCCCCCUUCGCCUCCGGCGGUGGUCCCAGGAUGAUGGGCCCACCCCCGCCUCCUCCCCGUGGGGGAGAUGGAGGGUACUGGAAUGAGGAACCUAUGAGGGGCGGCCCCCAUCGCGGGGGCGGCGGCCAUUACCACCGUGGACGUGGCGGGCGAGGCGGAGACCAGGGUUACAGAGGCGGAGACCAGGGUUACAGAGGUCGUGGCGGACGGGGAGGUGGCGGGCCCCCAAGAGGAGGUGGAGGGGGACACAACAACUCGCAUAUGGGAGACAUGUCCAACCGGCCCGUUUGCAGACACUUCAUGAUGAAGGGAAACUGCCGGUAUGAGAACAACUGUGCCUUUUACCACCCCGGAGUGAACGGACCACCCCUACCCUGAGCACCCCACCCCCAUAGCACUGAAAGACAUUAAGACAUUGAAUCUGCCACUAAGAUGGAUCUACAUGAAGAUCGCAGCUGCUACCCAAGGAGACCUAACACUGCUGCUGCUGUUCGGCCUGUGUGCCUGACAGAACAGAUUUAAAGGAGACCGUAGUCACCUAUUUAAUAAUGAUCACUCUUGAUGAUGAUAAGAUUAAGGAAAUAGGAGGCAUGGAAUAUUGGGUGAAGUGGUUCACUGAAAUCCAUUUGGUUAGCAAUUAUUUUUUUCACCUGGAACAUAUAGCUGCAAGGUGCUGUGUUGGACUUGCUCAUCCUGCCUCUUUCUGGUCAUAGUGACUGCUCAACCACUCCCCCUAUUGGGGUUUACUACUGGAGCUCACCCACGUCUUUGAAGAUGACGAUGAAGCUAAACGUCCUUGACCCCCCUCCUCAUGGUUCUUGGACAUAGUGUUCCCUACCAUGACCACUUGAAGAGUGUUAUCCUUCUCAUUCCUUCUGUCCCUCACUCUUGGCCUCUCCCUCUCUCCGAGGCUUUUCUAAUCAUUGAACUUGGCUCUGGAUAUUGGUGAAUGCGGACGUACCUCAAAAUCAUGCGUAGCUUUGCUUUGCUGUUUUUGGUAAGUCACCCAGAUGGAAAGGGGCCGGCAGUGUUGCCCUGAGCCAAUCUGCCCAUGUGGGACUGAGACAUGUAGGUUCUCUUUACUGUUGUCUUCAAACCGACAUCAUAAUUUUCAACCGACUGUGACAGACCAUAGACACACUGGAUGUAGUAGGCAAAACCCACGAUGGCUCGACGUCUGUACCCCUAUAUGUCGUGCCCUGUACUUUGCACUGAGCUGUUGGCUCUCAUUCCUGUUCUUUAUCUUAUCAAAAAUCCAGGCUUGUUGGGGAGGUUAGUGCAAUGAGAUCCCAGCUAUGGUCCUAUUAGCAGACGGGCACAUGUUCGUACCCCUUCCUCCAGUCUAAUGUUUCACACAGGGAUGUGUGCUUUUGAGUUUCCUGAAUUGUGUUGGACUGAAUAGCCUUUCCUGCUGUAAUUUCCUUAGUUUGAGCUUGAGUUCCCUGAGGCGAAAGGUAUUCACUGAAUGUACCAGCAUCGGGCCCUGAGAGGAGCCCGGUGCCUCAUAUAAGACCAGAAAUAUUGUGUAGACCCUGUUAUUUAAAAUCAGAUUUAACCAUGGUGAGUGAUGACCCCCCCGACCCCCCCCCCCCCCC
Brienomyrus brachyistius is the source of this 4147-nucleotide messenger RNA. It is a transcript of the gene ppp1r10, whose product is annotated as protein phosphatase 1, regulatory subunit 10. Bases 507 to 2930 code for a protein of 807 amino acids. Gene Ontology annotation, cellular component: nucleus. The transcript has 18 exons. The record is from RefSeq and is a predicted model, not a curated record. Gene Ontology annotation, molecular function: metal ion binding. Lineage: Eukaryota; Metazoa; Chordata; Actinopteri; Osteoglossiformes; Mormyridae.